This is a messenger RNA of Trachymyrmex cornetzi, 3223 nucleotides long. RefSeq names its product Neuropeptide-like precursor 1 (gene Nplp1). The transcript is spliced from 5 exons. The record is from RefSeq and is a predicted model, not a curated record. The coding region runs from base 36 to 1736 and encodes 566 amino acids. NCBI's taxonomy places the organism in Eukaryota, Metazoa, Arthropoda, Insecta, Hymenoptera, Formicidae.
UCGCGACGGAGAGGCUGAUCGUCACCUCUGAGAAGAUGAUGGGGUUCACUAGAAGUUAUCUCGUGAGCUUGUUCCUCUACAUCUCCAUUGUCAACGAGAUUCGCCAGCCUGCGGUGACAUGUCAAGACGAAGAAGGCAGCCAAUGCAUACCAAAGAAGAUCUUCCUGACGUUGUUGCGUUUACCGGAAGUUAGUUCGAAUCUGGCGGCAUAUUCGAGGACGGCGAGGAUAAUUCAGGAGGCGAAGAAUCAUAACGACAUGGCUCAUCUGAAAGCUCUCAGUUCCGAGGAGAAUGAUGACGCUGAAAUCUGUAUACCUAGUGAUAUCUAUCUGGAGCUCCUCAGGGAUCUUACGAUUCGUGGACAUCUCGUAACGCGGGAUUUGAUUCCCGAAUCGGAAAAACGCAGUCUCGCUACCUUGGCCAAAAACGAUGAUUUACCAGUCACCAUACAGGAGCGCGAGGACGAUGGCGAUGACGAAGAGAAGAGGAGUAUCAAUAUACCUGGCGAUAAUCUAGAUGAGCUGGUGCGCGCGUUGAUGGACGACGAGUAUCGUCGACGAACAUCCGGGAUCUACGAUUACCAAGUCGAGCUGGACCCAGAAAUGAUGGAGUAUCCUUUAGACAAACGUAACGUCGGCGCCUUGGCGCGGGACUUCGCAUUGCCCACGGGUAGACGUCACAUCGGCUCGGUGCUUCGCGAUUACAAUACGAUGAGCGGCAAAAGAAACAUCGGUUCCCUGGCCAGGCAGAGCAUGCUGCCUAUGAGCGGUAAAAGAAACAUCGCUUCUCUGGCGAGAGAUUCCAUACUGCCGCAGAAUGGUAAGAGAAACGUCGCCGCGCUAGCCAGGGAUUCCUCUCUGCCCUAUGGUAAGCGAUAUCUCGGUUCGUUGGUCCGAAACGGUGGUUAUCCGGUCCGUGGAUACGACGAGGGCAAGCGCAACAUUGCAUCGUUGGCCAGAAACGCCGAUUGGCCCGAUUUCAUGAAACGAGGCGGCACCGCGGGUGCAGGCAGGAUGAUCGCCCGGGUGCUCAACCGUCACGGGAGAUCUUUGAACGAUCACGAGACACCCAGUGAACCCUUGGACCUCCAGCAGCUUAUCAGACAAGAUCACAACGACGGGAACGAUGCCAAAGCGAAAGUUGCCGGCAACUGGCCCACACCCUUCAGCAUCUCGGAGGAGCUAGACAGCAGGGCGAAGAACAGAUCAAAUAGAAGGAUGGACGCAGCGACUUCACAAACGAGGCACAAACGACAGAUCGAUUUUUCCGAUGAGUAUCCGCUGCCUGUCGUGCAGAAUACUAACAUACUCGAUUACGAGGACAUGAUCGAGGCACUCGCCGAUCAUUAUCCGAACGCGGAGAAAAGGUUCAUGGGUUCCUCGCCGGAGAUGCCGGCCGACUCGGGCUACACUGAAGUAUUGCAACCAAGUAAGAGACAUAUCGGAGCCCUCGCACGCCUCGGCUGGCUCCCGUCGUUCCGUGCAUCACGAUUCUCUCGGUCACCGCGAUAUCUGGUCGAAAGGGAGGAUCCCGCAGAUGGGUCCUCGUCCAACUACACCCCCCACGCGUCAGCUAAGACUCGGUCGCUAAGACCGUUCAUCCCGAAAACCCGCUACCUGCAGUCCCUGCACCGCCUGCACGGAGAUUGUCGACAUGGCUUCAAGAGGUUCCUGUUACCGGACAUCGAUAACUUCCUGCGAACGUCGAACUCUCGCAUCGUGUCCCAUUCCAUGUAAAAGCCCUCGCCUCGCCUCUCUGCUCGUCCAGGGCGACGAUACCGUACAAAUUACGUUAUAUAUCGGACUCACACGUUUUACUCAGCAAACCGUAAGGGGAGUGAGAGGAAACGGAUGUAAAUAUUCGGAUCUUAUGUCUGACGUUCUUCCUUACUGGCCACUGAUUAUCCCUUGUCAACGGUAGAUAUCUACGAAUAUAUAUAUAUAUAUAUAUAUAUAUGUUUCGAUCAUUAAUGAUCUCUCAAGUAAUGAUCUACCGGCGAAUUAUAAAAAUAAUAUCAAAAAUUGCUAAAAAAAAGAAUUAAAGAAAAAGUUGAUCAAAAUUAGAAACGGUAAUGAAAGUGGGGAAGUCCGUCACGCAAUUUAAUCAGCGACUAAUUUCACAAACUCAUUGAGAAGAAUUGAUCUUAUCGCAAGAUCCGUCGAUGGACAAUAAGCUUACUGCUCGCCGACAAUAAUAGUUUCACGUAAUCCUAAUGAUUGACGCCUUAAAUGUGCCGUCUGUUUCGAACAGAUUUUAAACCGUUAUGCGAAAAGCGUAUAUCUGGAAAAGAAGCAAAUUUUUCUCGCUCAAAAAUAAAGUAUAGAUUUUCCUCCGCAGUUACAAGUUUCUGGAUGUUAUGUAAAGGACUUUGUCAUCGAUAAUCUCUAAAUUUACAAAUUUCUGUAAGCACGUAUGUUUCUCUUAAUAUUUGUAUCUCGAUGCCUCCUUCUAAUCGAUGUAUAGCAGACGUAUCUGCCAGUUUUUGUAAUUCGUGUAUUUUCCGAAGCAAGGCGAGAAAUAUCCUUGAUCGAAAUAAUAAUAUAACAAUGAUCGAUUAGCUCACGGUUUGCGAUUUGGCAUUGGUCUCUGAUCAUUAACGCCAUUUAAUAUCAAUAUCAUUAAUAAAUCACUUUUGGAUGUUCAUUGAGCAAUACCUCGCGAUUCUUUCUUUUCUCGUUGUGUCAUUUGCGAUGAUAUAUAUAUAUAGACGAACGAAGAGAGAACGAGAGACCAAUUUGGCCGUUAGUUUAAUAAAUCAUCGCGAGGUCGAAAUAUUUUAUUCCUUGACCAAUUUCCCAUUUAAAUGAGUGCAGUCGCGGGAGAGGCUAUAUGUUACUUUGAUGAUUGUUAUUUAGCUCGGGCUUCACCGAUAAAUCAUUGCGAGAUCGAAAUAUUUUAUACGGCGGCCGUGACGAAAUGUAAGAUCGUAAAAAAAAGAUAAAAAAUUCGCAUAUGUCAGUUCGACGACUAUUACUUGGUGAAAACGUAAAUUGUCGUCGAAGUAUUAAAAAAAAUGGUAUGUUACUCGCAAAAAGAAUAACUUACAAUUGCGAAAUACGAUAUAUCGACGACCAUUAACUAAUCGAAAAAGAUUGUUCGUCAUUCCCCAGAUAUUUCUCACCAUGUUACGAUCAGUAUUUUUCCUCGUCGUGUGAUUUUAGGUAGUUGUGAUGUUAAGAGUCAGAUGCAACGAAUAUAUAUUCAUUACAUUUGUUAAUUGUUU